UUUCAUAUCAUUAACGCCACGGCAACAAAAAUGACAGUAUUAGAUACCCAGCCAGAUCUACAGGCUGGGAUAGAUUACUGGGCAAAACAACCAGCCAGUCUGGAUGGCGUGUUAGGGGGAUUUGGCUCUGGGCCACUCCCGAGGAUAGAUGCGCUGGGAUCGCGACAGUUCAUGCUCGGGAUCCUUCCAGAGUUAUGUACAGUCCCCUCCACUUUGCGUCCUCCCCGCGUGGAACCAGAGCCCAAACGACGGUACCGCGCCCUUGACGUCGGGGCUGGAAUAGGCCGAGUGACCGUCGACGUCCUACUCCGUCUUGUUUCGGACGUAUUGCUUCUCGAACCAGUCGAAUCGUUUAUAAAGGAGGCUCUGGAACAGUGUAAGAAUAGCAAGUUGCUCGGAACGUCGCACAACGAUAGCGGAUACGCAGUUGGGUGGCCAGGCAUCGCCGAGGAAAGCAAAAGCGUGACGUUUGUCAAGGCUCCGCUCCAGAACUUCGACCCAGCACGACCGAAGAAUAAUACCGAGAUACUGGGACGCGUUGGAUUCACUCCGAUAGAGGACGACACAGACUCAGGAUUUGACAUCAUAUGGUGUCAGUGGUGCCUCGGUCAUUUAAACGACUCAGACCUCGUCAAUUUUCUGCGGAUGAGCAAAAACGCGUUGAGAGACUCGCGGAGUCUGAUCGUCAUCAAGGAAAAUUUGUGCGCAGAGCGGGGGGGUGGUCCAAGAGCCGUGUUCGACGAAGAGGACUCCAGUUUGACUAGAUCAGACUUGGUAUUCAAGAGAAUAUUCAAGGAGGCGGGAUUAAAGGUGUUCCGAGAGAAAAUCCAACGGGGCUUUCCGCAAGGGUUAUACACCGUAAAGACAUAUGCCUUGCGGGCUUCGUGAGAUCUUGCUUACGAGUACCUACUAAGUACAGCGAGGGAAAUUGACAUUUUCAGUUAGUUUGGCACAUCGUUUCCUUUACGGAGUGUUUCAGGGGGAUCAAAACUCGGAACUGUUCCUCUGCUUCUGCAGGUUACAAGUGUCAAUCCGACAUGGUAAACCCACCACUGCGGCGCAAGUUUACAACUUGUCAAUGCCA
Molecule: messenger RNA, 1084 nt
Organism: Pisolithus orientalis
Lineage: Eukaryota; Fungi; Basidiomycota; Agaricomycetes; Boletales; Pisolithaceae
Product: alpha-N-methyltransferase NTM1
Exons: 5
Coding region: 31-888 (285 amino acids)
Biological process (GO): N-terminal protein amino acid methylation
Cellular component (GO): cytoplasm
Molecular function (GO): N-terminal protein N-methyltransferase activity
Source: RefSeq, a predicted model, not a curated record